Molecule: messenger RNA, 1083 nt
Organism: Trichophyton benhamiae CBS 112371
Lineage: Eukaryota; Fungi; Ascomycota; Eurotiomycetes; Onygenales; Arthrodermataceae
Exons: 4
Coding region: 1-1083 (360 amino acids)
Biological process (GO): glycolytic process; gluconeogenesis
Cellular component (GO): cytosol
Molecular function (GO): fructose-bisphosphate aldolase activity; zinc ion binding
Source: RefSeq, a predicted model, not a curated record
AUGGGUGUCCAGGAGGUUCUGUCCCGCAAGACCGGCGUUAUCGUCGGCGAUGACGUCCUCAGGCUGUUCGAGUACGCUCAGGAGAAAACCUUUGCCAUUCCCGCUGUCAAUGUGACCUCCUCGUCGACCGUCGUCGCCGCUCUCGAGGCUGCCCGUGACAAGAACUGCCCCCUGAUUCUCCAGAUGUCCCAGGGCGGUGCUGCCUACUUUGCCGGAAAGGGAGUUGCCAAUGGUAGCCAGGAAGCCUCUAUUGCCGGAGCCAUCGCAGGAGCCCAGUACAUCCGCGCCAUUGCCCCCAGCUACGGCAUCCCAGUUGUCCUGCACACCGACCACUGUGCUAAGAAGCUGCUCCCAUGGCUCGACGGCAUGAUGGACGCCGACGAGGAUUACUUCAAGAAGCACGGCGAGCCCCUCUUCUCCAGCCACAUGAUCGAUCUCUCCGAGGAGGAGGUCCAGUGGAACAUCGAAACCACUGCCAAGUACCUCAAGCGUGCUGCCCCAAUGAAGCAGUGGCUCGAGAUGGAAAUCGGCAUCACUGGUGGCGAGGAGGACGGUGUCAACAACGAGGACGUUGACAACAACUCCCUCUACACCCAGCCCGAGGACAUCCUCAAUAUCUACAACACUCUUUCCCCCAUCAGCCCUUACUUCUCCAUUGCCGCUGGCUUCGGCAACGUCCACGGCGUCUACAAGCCCGGCAACGUCCGACUUCACCCCGAGCUCCUGUGCAAGCACCAGGCCCACGUCAAGGAGAAGACCGGCUCCAACAAGGACAAGCCCGUCUUCCUCGUCUUCCACGGCGGCUCCGGCUCCACCAAGGCCGAGUACAAGGAGGCCAUCAGCUACGGUGUCGUCAAGGUCAACCUGGACACCGACCUGCAGUAUGCCUACCUCAGCGGUGUCCGUGACUAUGUCCUGAACAAGAAGGACUACCUGAUGAGCGCUGUCGGCAACCCUGACGGCGAGGACAAGCCCAACAAGAAGUACUUUGACCCCCGUGUCUGGGUACGCGAGGGCGAGAAGGCCAUGUCCCAGCGCCUGCACGUUGCCUUUGACGACUUCAACACCACCAACCAGAAAUAA